AUGACCAAAACUACGGAUUUCGGCCCUCUGAUAAUCCUGUUCGUCCCACCAAAAAGCUGCUCGACUGCAUCAUGGGUUGCGCGCACUAAUGGGUCGACAUUGCUGCGCUGGGGUGCAGCUUGUACAGCUGGGAGUGUCGGGUUUGACUCGGAUUGCUUUCCUGACGGGUGGUCCGGGUCUAACAGCUCCAACAUUCUCAAUAAAGCCUUCAACCCAGGGUGGGGGUGUCCGGAUGGUAACUGGUCCGGAUGGAAUGGCCAAUACUGUACCAGCGGCCGAUACAAUCUCCCCGCGCACAGCUAUCUCACCACCACCAAGAGUACCUGCACCACAACCUCGGUGUCCGCCUACCAGGUCGGUGCGACGUACAGUUGGCCAACCUCCAGUUCCACCGGCGGCUCUGCGGCAGGCUCAUCGAACGGCGGUCUCACUACAGGCGCCAAGAUCGCCAUUGGCGUGUGCAUUCCCGUUGGCGUUAUAAUCAUCGCCGCCAUCGUAUUCAUAUGGUGGCACCGACACAGGCGAAUCCAGAAGACAGAGGCUGCGCCCGCAUUCUCUCAGAACUCUCAGCCUCCAGCUGAUUUGUAUACAGGAAAACUGGUGUUGAAUACAGAGGCAGGAAUCAACCCGUAUGAGAAACAGGAGUUGGAUGCAGGUAAUGAAAUUGUGCCUGGUAAACCUGACGCGCCAGCGAAGCUUCCGGCCGGGCAAGUACCCUCGACUCCCGUGGCAGAAUUAGCCACGGCGAUCAAAAAAAGUCCGGAUACACCGCAGGCUGAAGUUCCUGGCGAGGAACAGUUGAUUGAUCUGGCUUCUUCGAAGGGGAAGGCGGAUAUUGAUGGAGUAGAAAAUGGAGAGAAAUCAAGCCCGGGCAGAACUGGGCAAGACAUAUGA
Messenger RNA from Penicillium macrosclerotiorum, 894 nucleotides. RefSeq lists its product as uncharacterized. The transcript has 3 exons. Bases 1 to 894 code for a protein of 297 amino acids. Lineage: Eukaryota; Fungi; Ascomycota; Eurotiomycetes; Eurotiales; Aspergillaceae. The record is from RefSeq and is a predicted model, not a curated record.